CGCUCACUCCAUUGGUCUACCCUACAGAGAGCAUCGAAGCAACGUUGCGGUGUCUUCAAAGGAGAAACUGCGUAAUGCGCAAUAGCUGCUGGUCUCCAGUGCGCCUUGUCAGUCCAUCAGGCUGUGACACUUAUCGUUUCGAAAGCAGCAGCGCACCACACAGAGAGAGAACGAGCAGGAGAGAAUGGAGAAAAGUGAAGAGAACGACGAUGAAGCAUCCUCGUCCUCGUCCCACCAAAACACAAUGUGGAAACAAUUUCAAGCGAGAGCCAAACCCAUCCUUAGCCCCAAACUCAGCGCCAGAAACCCAGAUGAGAAAAAGGAGAAGGGAUCAUUGUGGAUGUUUCGCAAGAAGAAAAAACACCCUGUUUUGGAUCGGGUGAUCUCCUCCUCACAGCCCGACCUAUUCUCCGAACCGGUGGGUUUGGACUUGCAGGAGUCGCCCCUCUGCGGCAAAGUGGACCCGAGCACCAGCCACAGCUCCAGACAGGCGGGCGAAGAGACGAUGCAGCCCGACACACAGGGAGUCGUUGGCGGCUCGGGAAUCCCGAAGCCCACGCUAGUACAGCUGGUGCAGUCCCACCACAAGAGCUCUUCGCUGGGGUCCUCGUGCCUGGAGAGGCUGGUUGCGGACCCUUCAGCGAGUGGUAGUGACAGCGAUGUAGGAGAGAAGGAGGCACAGCUGGAUAAAGCUGACCUGCAGGUUAUGGGUGCCACUGAUGCCUCGGGGGUUAACUCGGACAGAACUCUGCCCAGCUCAGAGAUGUACCAGCUGGAUAUAGUGCUGAAGAGAGGACACAACCUGGCCAUACGGGACAGAGGAGGUACCAGUGAUCCGUAUGUGAAGUUUAAGCUGUGCGGGAAAGAGGUGUUUCGCAGUAAGACCAUCCACAAGAACCUUAACCCUGUCUGGGACGAGGGGACUAAACUACUGGUGGACAGUCUGCAGGAUCCUCUCUAUGUC
Messenger RNA from Salvelinus sp. IW2-2015, 964 nucleotides. The record is from RefSeq and is a predicted model, not a curated record. Lineage: Eukaryota; Metazoa; Chordata; Actinopteri; Salmoniformes; Salmonidae.